CUUCCUGUAGCCAGUAGGCUACUCUUCUGUGGAGAUGGUUUCGGUGGCGGGUUUAGCGGUGCUCUUGGUGGCCGCUGUGAUGGGACAGGACGGGACAGAUCUUCCACCGGGUAUCACCUACUCCUGCGGGAAUUCCACCCUGACGGUGUUUGUAGAGAUAGAUGUGUUAGCUGGCGCUCCCGCCCCGGCGCUGCGGCUGGGAACCUGCCCCCCUUCGGGCUUCAGCUCCCCACGGGUUGUCGUCUUCCAGUAUGGACUGCAGGAGUGCCGGGCCGGCCGACUGAUGACUGGUAAGGAGCUGAUUUUCUGGAACUACCUGAGGUUUGAGGGUAGCCCAGCCCCUGGGAUGAAACGGCCACAACUCAACAUUCGCUUGGAAUGUCGCUACCCAGUCACUGAAGUACCAACGACCCUGACAACGGUUUCAGUAACUGGUGUACUAUCUGGAGAUGGCCACCUGAUCUUUUCCAUGAAGAUAAUGACUGAUGACUGGACUGUUGAACGGCCAGAUUCUCUGUUCUUUCUGGGAGCUUCCAUUAACCUAGAAGCCUCUGUCCUUGCUACAUAUCACCAGGCCCUUCGUCUCUACAUAGAGGAAUGUAUUGCCACACCAACAAGCUCAUUGGCAAAGUCUCCAGAGAACUACACCAUCAUAAACAAUUAUGGAUGUCUAAUUGAUGGGAAAACUGGAAACUCCAAGUACUUGCCCAGAAGUGAUGGAUCACUCCUUCGAUUUGUUGUGCAGGCAUUUAAAUUCCUUGAUCUGGAGGAUGCUGAUAUCUUUAUACACUGCAAAGUCUUGGUAUGGGACCCUAGUUGGGAUGAUCUCUUGCAUAAAGCAUGCUCUUUUGACCAGCAAACAAAAAAUUGGCAGCUCUUGGAUGCCCCAUUACAAAGUUCCUUGUGUGACUGCUGUAAUGCAAUCUGCCAGCCCAUCCAAUCUCGCCAUAAACGAGCCAAAGAAGCAGAAACCAGUGUUGGUCAUGUAAUCAAAGUGGGUCCCUUAAGAGUCCUCAGUAAGCAACCUGGAUCCAAAACUUUGGAAAAUCAAAGGGUUAUGCUCUUGGCUAUGCCACUGAUAGCUUGUGUUUUGGGAAUUGUGCUCCUAUCCCUUUACAAAUGGAAGAUCAGGCAUGUACAACAUAGCUGUUGAAGUAGCAAAGGCUGAAUUGCAGUCCAACUCAAUCCUAACUGUACUUAAUGUUGGUUCUUGACUUGAAUAAAGCCACAUUUUGCAGACUUGUGCA
Molecule: messenger RNA, 1247 nt
Organism: Pristis pectinata (smalltooth sawfish)
Lineage: Eukaryota; Metazoa; Chordata; Chondrichthyes; Rhinopristiformes; Pristidae
Product: zona pellucida sperm-binding protein 3-like
Exons: 10
Coding region: 35-1153 (372 amino acids)
Biological process (GO): egg coat formation; binding of sperm to zona pellucida; positive regulation of acrosome reaction
Cellular component (GO): extracellular matrix
Molecular function (GO): acrosin binding
Source: RefSeq, a predicted model, not a curated record